AUGGGUGUCUGGACCUCAAGCACCAAUAUCUUCCUAAGUCUUUGGGGGAUGUAUGUGUCUCCAAGAAGCCCUGGAUGGAUGGACUUUAUCCCACAUUUGGGAGUUUGCUGUUUCGUUGCUCUCAUUUCAGUGGGCCUCCUCUCUGUGGCCUUCGACUGGUUUCUGUCCUCGUUCACAGUCUUCACCACCUGCUGGAUGGUUGCUUGUUUGCUGCUGUGCUGCUCCAGACAUUCGCGAUGUUUCCUUCUUCUCUUCUUCCUCUCGUGUGGCCUGCGCGAGGGCAGGAAUGCUUUGAUUGCAGCUGGCACAGGGAUCGUCAUCUUUGGACACGUGGAAAAUAUUUUUCACAACUUGAAAGGUCUCCUGGACAGUAUGACUUGCAACCUCAGGGCAAAGAGCUUUUCCGUACAUUUGCCACUUUUGGAAAAAUACAUUGAAGCAAUUCGGUGGAUUUACGGCCUCGCCACUCACCUAAGUCUAUUUGAUGACCUCGUGUCUUGGAACCAGACCCUGGCAGUCUCUCUUUCCAGUCCCAGCCAAGCCCUGGAGGCACAGCUCAAUGACACGAAAGGCAAAGUCCUGGGGGUCUUGUACCAGAUGGUGACGGCGACAGAGGUGCUGUCCUCCCUGGGACGGCAGCUGCUUGCCCUCGCAGGCCUUCUGCUGGUGCUCCUCGGCACUGGCCUCUUCAUGAAGCGAUUCUUGGACACUUGUGGGUGGAAGUUUGAAAAUAUCUACAUCACCAGAGAGUUCGUUCAGUUUGACGAAAGGGAGAGGCAUCAGCAGAGGCCCUGUGUCCUUCCACUGAACAAGAAGGAAAGGAGGAAGUAUGUUGUCAUCCCCUCUUUCUGGCUGACUCCUAAAGAAAGGAAGAACCUGGCGCUGUUUUUCGUCCCCAUUCUUACCCAUCUCUACAUCUGGGUGCUGUUUGCAGCUGUCGACUAUCUGCUGUAUCGGCUCAUUUUCUCCGUGAGCAAACAUUUCCAAAGCUUGCCAGGGCUGGAGGUUCACUUGAAACUGCACAGAGAGGAGCAAGGAACUCAAGGCAUCAUCCAUGAUUCUGCCUUUAAUAUAUCUCUGUUUGAACCCAGCUGCAUCCCCAAACCAAAGCUCCUUCUGUCUAAGACCUGGAUUCCUCUCAGUAUUAUUCUUGUGAUACUAGUGAUGCUAGGACUGUUAUCCUCCAUCCUGAUGCAACUUAAAAUCCUGGUGUCGGCAUCCUUCUACCCAAGUGUGCAGAGGCAGCGCGUCCAAUACCUCCAUGCGAAGCUACUGAAGAAAAGAUCAAAGCAGCCAGUGGGAGAAGUAAAAAGGAAACUGAGUCUGUACUCUACAAAGAUUUAUUUCUGGCUUCCAGUCCUGAAAAUGAUUAGGAAGAAACAAAUUGACUUUGCAGGUGAAGACAAUCCGUGA
Molecule: messenger RNA, 1413 nt
Organism: Diceros bicornis minor
Lineage: Eukaryota; Metazoa; Chordata; Mammalia; Perissodactyla; Rhinocerotidae
Gene: DCSTAMP
Product: dendrocyte expressed seven transmembrane protein
Exons: 3
Coding region: 1-1413 (470 amino acids)
Cellular component (GO): membrane
Source: RefSeq, a predicted model, not a curated record